Molecule: messenger RNA, 704 nt
Organism: Halichondria panicea
Lineage: Eukaryota; Metazoa; Porifera; Demospongiae; Suberitida; Halichondriidae
Exons: 3
Coding region: 68-697 (209 amino acids)
Source: RefSeq, a predicted model, not a curated record
UGUCACGUGAUUAGUGUAUGACACAACUGGAAGGUAAACAUGCUACGCCUCAGGCUAUAGGCUCAAGAUGAAGGCUAAGAUUGUACUGCUUUGGAGUUUGGCAGUCUGUGUGUGUACAAGCUUCACAUCAGUAAGAGCUGAUUUUGUACUGACAGUCAACUUGGUCAACUACACCAACCCAACCGGACAGUGUGCUGAAUGUCAUCCUACAGAGACAAUACCAGUGUGCUGUGAUGAACUACCAUUUAACUUUGGAAACUGUGACAACACAGGAGAGGGUAGAUGUGACACCAGGUUCCGUUGGACCCUCAGACCAUUCGGUACUACACUAGAGACAAGACCCAGCAUGGGGUACUUCUUCACAGACUGUGCAAUGUCCCCCAGCACUUGCCCAUUCAAUGAAAUAAGCACAACAUUCGGUCAAGGUCCAGCAGCACUACUGGGAGUAGUACCCAAUCCUCUGCCUGUCUCAAGCACAGAUUUUACUAUAUGGACAGGGCGAAUUCAGUUCUUCAUAGAAGCCAUGGAUAGUGGACUCCCGAACAUAAUAGACAGUCUGUUGAUUGACCUGGACAACCUCCAACUUGGAGCAAACUUCACAGAGGAGAUGACGUUCACUGGAUACCACAACAUAUCUCACAUUAACCAUGAGUUUCAGAGUCGAGUGCUCUCCUGGUUUCUGUGGACCUGGCUGUAAAACAAUC